GAAAAUGCUUAGAUAUGCCAAGGCUUUGGAAGACGACUUGCAAUGUUCUUUGCGUGGUGUUCUUAGCACUGGCAGAUAUAUCCUGAGCCAGCAGUAGACAUCACAUAGGUUGUUGUGCAGUUUCCAGCCAUGUCAGAAGGCAAGGCACUGAAAGUCCGAGUGACUUUUGUUAUUAUUUUAGUUGGCAUUGCUUUAAUGUUUACAGCUGUGGUGACGGAUCACUGGGCUGUGCUGAGUCCUAAGGUGGAGAAGUACAAUGAUACUUGUGAAGCAGCUCACUUUGGGCUAUGGCGGCUCUGUACAAAAAGGAUCUACAUACAAGAAGGAGAGCCAGGCAAGGAGAAGGGCUGUGGGCCAAUCAGCCUACCAGGAGAACACAACUGUUCGUACUUCACACACUUUGCCCCAGGAGAAAGUACAGAAAUAUUUGAAGUAACAACACAGAGAGAAUACAGCAUUUCGGCAGCAGCCAUUGCCAUUUUCAGUGUUGGGUUUUCCAUCAUCGGAACACUUUGUGUCCUCUUAUCCUUCAGAAAAAAGAUGGAUUAUCUUCUUAGGCCGGCAUCUAUGUUUUACACCUUUUCAGGUCUAUGCAUUAUCAUUUCUGUGGAAGUCAUGAGGCAGUCCGUCAAAAGGAUGAUUGACAGUGACGACACUGUCUGGAUCGAGUACUACUACUCUUGGUCUUUUGCCUGUGCCUGUGCUUCUUUUGUCCUUCUGUUCAUCUGUGGGAUUGCUCUUCUGUUCAUCUCCUUACCUCGCAUGCCCCGGAACCCUUGGGAGACCUGUAUGGAUGCUGAACCAGAGCAUUAAAUACCUCCUUCUCAGGUUACCACUUAAGAAUGAUCACCAUUGAUCACCUAUAUAUUGAAGAUAAUUUUAGAUGACAGAAGAUUCUUUGGGUAAUAUUUGCAUAUUAUCUUUGGGUAACAUCUGCCUAUAAAAUCAAAGGGGAGUUUCAUAUAAUGUACUCUUUAACAAAUAAAAAGGGUUAAUAUUACCAAUUAAGAAUGCCAGUUUUGGUAACAUAU
Molecule: messenger RNA, 1031 nt
Organism: Heteronotia binoei (common prickly gecko)
Lineage: Eukaryota; Metazoa; Chordata; Lepidosauria; Squamata; Gekkonidae
Gene: CACNG1
Product: calcium voltage-gated channel auxiliary subunit gamma 1
Exons: 4
Coding region: 130-813 (227 amino acids)
Biological process (GO): regulation of calcium ion transmembrane transport via high voltage-gated calcium channel; calcium ion transmembrane transport
Cellular component (GO): membrane; L-type voltage-gated calcium channel complex
Molecular function (GO): calcium channel regulator activity; voltage-gated calcium channel activity
Source: RefSeq, a predicted model, not a curated record